AUGCAUGUCGGAAUAGCCAAGGGUAGAAAUGAUGAAAAAGUGGGACCAGGUUUUGGGGAGAUGUCCCCAGCUAUAAAUAACAGCAAUAAGGAAAGUGACUCAAGGUGUGACCUAGAUUUGGAAGUGCAGAUGUAUCGCAGACUCAACUGGUAUGUCCUUUCUACAGCAUGGAUAUUCAACUCAAUAGCUAUAGGAGUGGGCAAACCUUUGUCUUCCAGUUGUAACUUGGACAGUGACAGCAUUACUGGAUAUCUAAGCCACCCGGGGGAUAUUAUUAUAGGGGGAACCUUCAUGAUCCAUUUGGAAAGAGUCUUCAGUGAUCUCAGUUUCACUAGUAAACCCCCAGAUCUACAGUGUCAGAUGUUUUCCACUGAUUAUUACCAGAACAUGCAGGCCCUUAUAUUUGCCGUGGAGGAAAUUAACUCAGAUCCUGAACUCCUUCCCAAUUUUACUCUGGGCUUCCAGGUUUUUGACUCCUGUUUUACAGUGCGAAAAGCCACACAUGGAACUCUUUCGAUGCUAUCAGGUGGAAGAAAAAUAACCCCAAAUUACCACUGUCAUAAGGGAGAACCUCUUGCUGGUAUCAUUGGUGACUCCGGGUCCUCACAAUCUAUUCUUAUGGCCCAAAUCUUGGGAUUAUACAGAUACCCGCAGAUUAGUUAUUUUGCCACAAACCCUACCCUUAGUGAUCGGAACCUGUUUCCUUCAUUUUUCCGUACCAUACCUAGUGAUGAGUUUCAAAUGCAUGGUCUAGCCCAGCUGGUCUUUCAUUUUGAUUGGACUUGGGUUGGUCUCCUGGCCAGUGAUACUGACUAUGGCCAGUUUGGGCUUCAGAUGGUAAAGCAAGAGAUUAUAAAUGGUGGCGCUUGUGUGGCCUUUGCUGAGAACAUAUGGACUAGCCAUGCCAACAGGAAUGCUCCUCACCUUGUUCAAGUUAUUAAAAAGUCAACUGCAAAAGUUGUAAUUGUGAUUUCAUCUGAUUUUGAUUUUGCAAUUGUGGCAGAAGAGCUGUUGAAACAAAAUGUUACUGGUAUCACCUGGAUAGCCAGUGAAGCUUGGGCAACCUCAAAGUUACUCUCUAAGGGACAAUUUAAAGGACUAUUAUCAGGCACCAUUGGCGUUGCCAUUCGUCGUGGACAUAUACCAAGGUUCACGAAGUAUAUCAGAAGACUCAGUCCAUCGCAAAAUCCUAAUGAUUCAUUCAUAAAGGAAUUCUGGGAGCAAACCUUUAAUUGUAAAUGGCAUAAUCAGGAAAAUGCAACGUCCUAUUUGGACAAUGUGACAUUGAAUGCAUGUACAGGAAGUGAAAAGCUGGAGGACUUGUUAAAUGAAGAAUACCAUAGAGUUUCCCUAAAUCUUAUCCACUAUAUUAAAAAUAUAAACUUCAACACCCCAGAUGGGAGUAAGAUCUUUUUUGAUGCAAAAGGGAACCCACCAGCUGUUUAUGACAUUGUGAAAUGGUGUGUGAAUGCCAACACACUGGAGCAGGUCAUUGUUGGGAGAUAUGACUUGAGUGCCCCUAAUGGCAAAACUUUGACUAUAGACGAUGAAGCCAUUAAAUGGAUCAACAGCACCGCAGAGGUCACUCUUUCUAAGUGCAGUCCAAGUUGUAUCUCUGGAUUUAGGAAAGUCAUACUACCAAGCAAACCCUCCUGCUGCUAUGAGUGUGCCCGGUGUCCCCUGGGACAGAUAUCAAACCAAACAGAUUCUGCAGGAUGCUAUCCAUGUUCCUGGGAUACGUGGCCCAAUCCACAUCAGACUGGUUGCAUAUCAAGAACUAUAGAGUUUCUCUCCUAUGAAAAUGCUUUAGGUUUAAGCUUAGCAGUAAUUUCCAUCUUCUCUUCUCUGGUUCCCCUUCUUUUUGGGGGAGUUUUUAUGUACCAUAAACAGACACCAAUUGUCCGAGCCAACAACUAUUUCCUAAGCGGCCUUCUCCUGCUCUCCCUGUUCCUCUGUUUCCUUUGCUCUUUAGGGUUCAUUGGUUACCCACAACCUGAAAUGUGUCUUCUACGCCAGGUGGCAUUUGGGAUGGUUUUUGCUCUUUGUAUCUCCUGUGUUCUGGCCAAAACCAUCACUGUUGUCAUUGCCUUUAAUGCAACCAAACCAGGCAGCAGGUUAAGAAAAUGGAUAGGAAUAAGGGUGCCAUACUCUGUCAUUGUACUUUGUGUGUUUAUCCAAUUUUCUUUGUGUAUAAUCUGGCUGAUUUGCUCUCCUCCAUUUCUUGAAUUUAAUACUGACACAAGCCCCAGCAUCAUCUUGGUGAAUUGUAAUGAAGGUUCAACUACAGCUUUCUGGUGCAUGCUGGGAUACCUUGGCCUUUUGGCCUCCAUAAGUUUCAUUGUUGCCUUCCUGGCCAGACGCCUCCCUGACAGUUUCAAUGAAGCCAAAUUGAUCACAUUCAGUAUGUUGGCUUUUCUCAGUGUCUGGUUGUCCUUUAUCCCGGCCUAUCUCAGUGCACAUGGCAUGUAUACUGUGGCAAUGGAGGUCUUUGCCAUUCAGUCUUCAAGCUGGGCUUUGGUAGUCUGUAUCUUUGUGCCAAAAUGUUAUAAUGUAUUGUUUAGGCCCAACAUGAACUCCAGAGAACAUCUCAUUGGGAAAAGAACAUGUAAAACCACCAGAUGA
Messenger RNA from Xenopus laevis (African clawed frog), 2622 nucleotides. RefSeq names its product extracellular calcium-sensing receptor-like. NCBI's taxonomy places the organism in Eukaryota, Metazoa, Chordata, Amphibia, Anura, Pipidae. Bases 1 to 2622 code for a protein of 873 amino acids. The record is from RefSeq and is a predicted model, not a curated record. The transcript is spliced from 7 exons.